CGUCGGUCGCUCUCAGCGGCAGAGCAGAGCGGAGCUGCGAGGCGCUCUCGCGGAGCAGACGGGCGGGCAGGCGGGCGUGAGGGGGAGCGCGGGCGGCCGAGGAAGCUCGAAGGGCGGACAGCGGCGGCGAGCGCUCGGCCCGGGGCUGCGGGAGCCGGAGACCGCGGCGGCGGCGGCUGCUGCAGGAGGAGCCGAGGGGACACCGCCCCUGCCCGCGCCCUGCCUCUGGCCAUCGCUGUUCCCCCGGGGCCCCGCGCGGACUCGCCUGCGUGAAGUGUCACGAUGUCUGACCGGAAGGCAGUGAUCAAGAACGCAGACAUGUCUGAGGACAUGCAACAGGAUGCCGUUGACUGCGCCACACAGGCUAUGGAGAAGUACAACAUAGAGAAGGACAUUGCUGCCUAUAUCAAGAAGGAAUUUGACAAGAAAUAUAAUCCUACCUGGCAUUGUAUCGUGGGCCGAAAUUUUGGCAGCUACGUUACACACGAGACAAAGCACUUCAUCUAUUUUUACUUGGGUCAAGUUGCAAUCCUCCUCUUCAAGUCAGGCUAGGUGGCCACAGGGAAGGUGUCAGUGGCGGCGGCAGCGAUGGCAAGCAGGCGGCGUUGCUGGGACUGUUUUGCACUGGGGCCAGCAUCAGGAAGUCCUCUCCAAUGGCUGUGCUACUGCAUGGACUGUAUACUCGAUUUCAUGUGUAUGUCGCAGUAAACAAAACCAAACUUCUUUCUGUUUAGUUGCCUGGGGAAGAAGGCUGCUUUAUGUUUAUUUUUCAAGACUUAAAAUAUUUUUUUUUGGUUGUAUUGCACUAGGAAAUCUGUCCCACCCCCCCUCUUUUCUCUUUCUCUCCCUAUACAAAAUAAAAAGCCCUCAAAAAAAGCCUAUGAGACUAGGAGGGCUGGGGAAAAGAAAUCAGUUUCUGGAGGUGGAACUAAAACUGUGCAGCUGCCUCUUCCUGGUGGUGGAUGCUGCUUGGAAAGGCCGGGGAGGCUGCGGGGGGGACAAUGCUAGGAUUGGCAAGGAGAUGGAUAGGAAGGAGGGUAGGGGGAUUGAUCUAGUACCAGGGAGAAUAUUCCACUGAACUGUGAUUCCACGGCUUGGGGCAGAGGGUGGGGUUGGGGCGGGGUGGUUCUUUAAGGGGCCCUGAGACGUGUUUGUCUUUGGUGUGUGGGAGUGGGGAGCAGAUUUGUCUUGCUGUCUUUGUCAGAAGAGUUUCUAAGUAAUGGCAGUGUCUUUGUGGAUUACCUUUUAUUCUUCCUGCCAGAGCUCAUGCUAGGAGUAUGUUGAGGUUGGAGUAGCUUGAUUUUUUUUUUUUUCUUUUCAUUCAUUCUUCUGUACUUUUGUGUGCUCCCUGCUUAGCCCUCGGUUUUCUCAUUCCUCUGGAGUUCUCUUAGAGCAGCCCGUUAGUUGGCUGGCAAGGGAAUUUCUGGUGACUGUAGUUCCUUAGUUAGGUCUUAGCAAUCAAACCAAAUCAAUGUCUCCCUUGAUUCUCCUGUGUGUAUGUGUGUGUUUGUGUGUGUGUGUAUGUGUGUGUGCCUUGGUUUGGGGUAGAGGGGAGGGAGGGGCAGGAUGGUGUGGAAUCUCUAGGGUGUAUUGGUAGGUAGGGUGCACAGUUAGUUUUAAAUGGGCCUUUCUGUUAAAAACCUCUGGGGAAUGUCUGAUUUGGGGGUGAAGACAGGUGUCAUCCCCCUCAGCCAUCUUGCCCAGACACUCUGCUUGUCCUAUGGCUGUUUGUUCCCAGGAAGGCUUUAGGAGGAUAGCCCGCAGUGAGAUGGUCAUGCUGCCAUCUGCCCUGGAGUUGGCUCUCAGUGGAGAGGCAAAGUGACUUUGUGGACAGUUGCAGCCUCUUAUAGGAGGUAAGGAGGAAGUGAUAAAGGGCAGUGAGGGGCUUGGGAGGAACUUUGGAGGUCAGGCUUGCAGUGAUGAAGCCAGGUAUCAGGAGAUGGAGCAGGGCCGCUAGUGGGAGGAGAUUCCAAGGAGAGUGCUGGGGAAAUCUUGUCUGUUGAUCAAAUCAAACAGGGAUGGGGUGGGGGUAAGGGUGGGGGGAGUCAUUGCUGAUUGAGCUGCUGAUUCUUGUAAAUUGCAUUAAAAACUCUCAUGUGUGUGGUUGACACUGAGGGCAUUUGGGAUCCAGCUCAUUCUUUUUUUUUUUCAACUCCAUCUUUGGGGCUGGUGGGGAGGCAGGAGAAAGUCCCCUCCCCAAGCCUUUAGUGUAUGUUGAGCUUUCUUUUUGACACUGACAGGGGAGGGUGGGGACUGGGAUGGUGAGUGAGUUCCCUGUAUCAAACCCUUUUAUGAAUGUCAAAAUCUGUGUUCCCCUGCCCUCCCAGACUUGUGUGGCCAGUUGGAAAUGUCUGGUUUGUGUUCAUUUCUCCCUCAUUUCUGGAGCAGGGGCUGAGACCCUGCCACAUCUCCUAUGCUCUGCAUCCAUGCCUCUUUUGGACAUUAAAGGUUGAUUGAUGCACUUCA
Messenger RNA from Hipposideros armiger (great roundleaf bat), 2466 nucleotides. It is a transcript of the gene DYNLL2, whose product is annotated as dynein light chain LC8-type 2. Gene Ontology annotation, cellular component: cytoplasmic dynein complex. Gene Ontology annotation, molecular function: dynein intermediate chain binding. The record is from RefSeq and is a predicted model, not a curated record. Gene Ontology annotation, biological process: microtubule-based process. The coding region runs from base 283 to 552 and encodes 89 amino acids. The transcript is spliced from 3 exons. NCBI's taxonomy places the organism in Eukaryota, Metazoa, Chordata, Mammalia, Chiroptera, Hipposideridae.